Molecule: messenger RNA, 384 nt
Organism: Diversispora eburnea
Lineage: Eukaryota; Fungi; Glomeromycota; Glomeromycetes; Diversisporales; Diversisporaceae
Source: the annotation of a GenBank genome assembly
AUGUCAAAUAUUGAAGACUAUUCUGAAGAAUAUUUUAAAGAAUAUUUUGAAAACCAUAACACUGAUAAUAAAAUUCUUUCUGUUCAAAAUACAACCACAUCUCUCCUAAAAAAAGAAUUUCUAAAAUUUAUCAAUAUUUUACUUAUAGAACUAAUGAAAGAUGACACUGCAAAUAUUGCAUGUAAUGAAAUAAUUGACUUAACUCCUGAUAAAUGUAAUGAAGAAGCAAAUACAAGUGAAAGUGAUAAAGAAAAUAAUAUAAAAUCAAAUGAUAGUGAUGAAGAAAAUAAUGUAGAAAUAGAUAAUAGUAAUGAAGAAAAUAAUAUUGAAACAGACAAUUAUUAUAAUGACGAAUUAUUUGACUUUACAAAUUUAUGGAAUUAA